Astyanax mexicanus (Mexican tetra) is the source of this 3660-nucleotide messenger RNA. RefSeq names its product extracellular matrix protein 2. Gene Ontology annotation, cellular component: extracellular matrix. Gene Ontology annotation, biological process: extracellular matrix organization; positive regulation of cell-substrate adhesion. The record is from RefSeq and is a predicted model, not a curated record. Lineage: Eukaryota; Metazoa; Chordata; Actinopteri; Characiformes; Acestrorhamphidae. The transcript has 9 exons. Gene Ontology annotation, molecular function: collagen V binding; heparin binding; protein binding. The coding region runs from base 215 to 1951 and encodes 578 amino acids.
AGGAAUGAUGUUUCUGAAAAUGGGACGAGAGCAGUCGGGGAUGUUCCUUGUACACGUUUAACCCCCGUCAUCCCCCCGCUGUCUCCCCCCUCCUCCUCCUCUCCUUCCUGCUGGCUCUGAGCGUCUUUAAGAGGGCAGCUGGAGGUGAGAGUACAGGUACACGCAGAGUGAGAGUUCACACACAUACACUGCAGGUCAGAGGCAGAGCAGAAGCAUGAGAGCAGCGUGGCUAUUAUGUGUGUGUGUGAGUGCAUGUUUAGGAGUUUUAUCUGUGGAAGUGGAUGAUCUGAAUGCGCUGGACAACACAGGUAAUAAUGGGACAGAGUCAGACUCACCUGCCAGUGAAUUCUUGGACACACCUGCCUUGGAGACAGCGCUGGCAGAUUCAAGAGGGAAUGGGGCAGACUGGAGCCAGAGAAAGGGGCACUCUAAGGAGACGGCUGCAGACACACAGACCUCUCUAGGGCGAACCGAGGCUGUGUGGGUGGAGCUAAACGCUGUCCUGGAAAGGAGAGGUGGAGCUCCAGGUAAAUUAAGCGCAAUUCUUCAGGAGCUCAGAGAGGAGAAGAAACGCCUCCUGGACCUGGGCGAAGAGCAAGCAAAGAGGAAGAAGGGAGAUGAUGAUGAAGAUGAGGAGGAAGAAGAUGACGAUGAAGAGGAAGAAGAAGAAGAAGAAGAGGAGGAGGAAGAGGAAGGGGAGGAGGAAGGACAAGAAGAAGAAGAAGAGGAAAAUGAGGAGAAUGAAGCUGCUAAUAACAGUACUGCGUCCAGAGAUAGCUUCACAGACUUGUUGCCAGAAGAAUGUCAGCUGGGUGGGGGUCGCAUUUUCUGCAAAGACAUUGGCAUGUCCCAUCUGCCCAUCAUCACUGACCUCAGCAUCACCAUACUCGAACUGUCUGGAAACAAUCUGACUAAAUUGCCUCCUCGUGGUCUCAGUGGGCUGCCUAACCUGGAAGAAAUUGACCUCAGCAGAAACCUUCUGGAUGACUCCUCUAUCGGCCCCUAUUUCUUCAAGAAUCUGACAAAGCUAAAAAAGCUGACCCUUGACGGCAACGGUCUGGUAACAAUCCCACGUCUGCCGCUGUCUCUGGAGGAGCUGAGGAUCAACGACAACAAAAUAAACCAACUGCUUUCCCAAAGCUUCAAAGGUUUGUCCAACCUGCACGUCUUAGAGCUGACUGGAAACAUCCUGUAUGAAGGCAGUGUGGAGGUCUUGGCCUUCAAACCUCUGAAGGGACUCAAGCACUUGAAAUUAGACAACAAUAGAUUCAGCUCUAUCCCAGUAGGACUGCCUCGAUUCUUAGAGGAAUUGAGGAUGUCCCACAAUCAGAUAGUGGAGGUGCAGGAGCACGUUCUGAACAAGUCGGUCAGUCUGAGAGUGCUGGAUCUGAGCCAUAAUCUCCUGAAGGAGAACAGUAUCUACCCUGAUGCCUGGAUCAAUCUGCCGAAGUUGGAGGCUCUGGACCUGUCUUACAAUCAGAUGGCCGUAGUACCCCCUCACCUACCCAGAGUUUUACGCCAACUCUCUCUCCAGCACAACCACAUCCAGGACAUCCCCCCUUUCUCGCUGAGCCAUCUUCGCCCAGGUCUGCAGUCCCUGAGGCUCUCUCACAACCAGCUGCUCGAGGAAAGGAUGUUGGGGAAGGCGUUCCGAGGUGCCUACAAAACACUGGUGGAGCUUCUUCUGGACAACAACUGGCUUGAAAGUGUUCCACAGAACAUCCGCCACUUCAAAAACCUGCAGCUGCUGCGGCUGGAUCACAACCGCAUCACCUCUGUUCCAGUGAAGUCAGUGUGCAAAGUCAGAGCGACUGAACCCUCCCCUCUGGUGGCUCUUCACCUGGAGAACAACCACAUCAACGUGAAGAAGAUUCCUCGCAAAGCGCUCUUGUGCAUCAAAGACCACCACAGAGUCAUACUGGAACCCCAGACUAAUAAUGAAAACCAGUAGAGCUUUGCAAAACAUUAUGCAACGUUAGCCUCGAGUUCAGCGUAUAACCUAAUUAUCUGAAUUAUUUAUUCAGUUAUAACUUUUAUUAUUUAUCUGCAUCUCCUUAGACAGUGUUGCUUUUCCUUCAUAUUGUUGAUUGACGCCUUUUUGUUUAUCUUUAGCUGAGCUUCUCAUUCCAGUCUUCAUACCAUCUCAGCACUUUUGCUUGUUCUAACAACGUGACUGUUCUUUCUGGAAAUGCUAUCUUGAUGCCAGAGCUAUUUUAGUAUUUGCUGAUUUUACAGUUUUUGUUGCCAAAUGUUCGUGUAUGGUGUAUAGUGUUUCUACAAAAACAGGGUGUCUAAAAUACAGGGUGUGUCAAAAGUAGGGUGUCUCAAAAGUUAUGUGAGGAAACACAUACAUAAAAUGAUAAUGGUUUCCAAGACAGUGAUCCAGUUUUGGAUACAAAACUUCAUUUUUCAUUUUAUAUGUGUGUUUCCUUACUGUCUAGACACUCUGUUCACCGAUUAGCCAUAACACUUACAUUUCUUUCAUUUUAUCCUAUUUUCUCCCCACUUUACACGGCCAAUUACCCAACGCUCUGAUUAGGACUUCCCCUAUCACUAGUGAUGCCCCAACACCAGGAGGUUGAAGACUAGCACAUGCCUCCUCCGAUACCUAUGAAGCAGCAUUGCCGAGUAGCAUCACAGCCCACUCUGAGAAAAACACAGUGACUCAGUUCCGAUACAUCAGCUCACAGAUGACUUGUGCUGAUCGACAUCACCCUUUUGGAGUGAUGUGGGGAGAGAGCUCCAUCUACCCACCCAGAGAGAGCAAGGACAAUCGUGCUCUCUCUGGGCUUUGGUAGCCGAUGGCAAGCUACAUGAACAGGAUUUGAACUGGCGAUUUCCUGAUCCAAAUUUCUUCAUUAUUUAUACAAUCACUGUCCAUUUUAUUCAUUUUACUAGUCAUAUAUCAGCACUUUUUAGUCUCCAUUGUUCCUGUUCUUUAAAAUUCAGGACCCUAUAGGACCACCGCAGAGCAGAUAUUAUUUGAGUGAAUGUUCAUUUUCAGCACUGUAGUGAUACUGACAUGGUGGUCGUGUGUUAGCAGUUUGUGUGUUCACUAAUACAACUGGAUCAGAAACAGCAGUGCUGCUGGUGUUUUUUAACAGCUCAGUUUCGUUCUUCACUGAGAAUAAUCAUCAACCAGACAUAUCCUGUAAACACUAUCCUGUAGGCAGCAUCCUGUGGACCCUACAAGUGGGCAGCCUCCUGUGACCACUGAUGGAGGAUUAAAGGAUGACCAAAAAACCAACAGUGUACCAACAGAUGAGCUUCUGUCUUUGACUUCACAUCUACAUGGUGGACCAGCUCAGUGGACACAGUGUUUAAAAACUCCAACAGCACUUCUGUUUUUGAUGCACCGCUACCAGAGAGCAACAGAAACUUACACACUAAAGAACAGGGUGAAGGGAGGAGAGUAAAGUUAGCAGAGAAACAGAAGAACUAGUUGACCAAAUGUAAAGUGACUAUAAACUGUAAAAACUAGGAGGUGGUGUUAUUGUUAUGGCUGAUUGGCGUAUGUGACUAAAGGUGAAAACUUCCAUCAGGAAAUUGUGAUACUGAUGUUAUAUAAUAUAAUAUCUUUUCCAUGAUAAACUUGAUCUAUGUAACAUGUCUUCUUAAUAAUAAUAAUGUAAAUAAACGAUUGAUUGCAAUAUAAACCAA